AUGACCUUCCCCAGCUGUCUACCGCUAGUUCAGGAGUUGACAAGACCUCAGGGCAGUUACACGUGUUUUGUAGACGCCAGUAUGGCAUCAUAUGGAGCCGCAGCGUACAUCUGCAAUAGCACCGACGCACGACUUGUCAUGGCGAAGAAUCGAGUGGCACCCCUCAAGAAACUCACACUACCACAACUAGAAUUGAUGGCUGCCUUGAUUGGUGCAAGACUAGGUUCCCAUCUACAGAAGUCGCUCAUGGUCACAGACAUUACAUAUUGGUCCGACAGCCAGAUCGUCCUACACUGGUUGAAGUCAUCGAAACCUACCAAGAGAUUUAUUACCAACCGGGUAUCCGAGAUAUCUAACUUAACCCCAGGGUCGUCAUGGAGAUAUUGCCCAACAGAUAGUAACCCAGCGGAUCUACUUACCCGAGGCAUCACUGCAGAUAAGUUCCUGAGUAGCAGUCUAUGGAGUACCGGUCCCUCCUGGUUAUGUGACACUAGUACGUGGCCUACUUGGGAUUCUACACACUGUCAGGCAUUAAUGCAGACGACCAGUGAAGAGCAGACGACAUUAGUUGAUAAUUCUAACAUACUCGCCAACCAGCAGACGACAUCUAGCCAAGACAUUAGCAUACUCCAGUUGAUUGACAUAACCAGAUUCAGCAAAUACAGCAAGCUCCUUCGUGUUACGGCCUACGUACGACGAUUCGUAUACAAUUGUCGAACUACUCAACAUAGAAUGUUAGGUGUUCUGUCUACACAAGAACUACAAGAUGCUGAGCAAAUGUUAUUGCGAGAUUGCCAGGAAACCGCUUAUCCAGAUGAAGUUACCUACCUGAAGUCCCCUACGUCCCGCAUACCUCGUCCAACGCUUGUGAAUCAACUACAGUUGUUUCAAGACGGUAAUUGCCUACUUCGAUGUGGCGGGAGAAUCCAGAAUGCCCCUGUUGCUGAAUCAACGACGUUUCCUUACUUAUUGCCUAAGAAACACCUACUUACCCGCCUAAUUGUACAGAACGCCCAUGAGAAAUACCUGCAUGCCGGAACGAACGCUACAGUAACCAACAUUCGUCAGAAGUAUUGGAUACCGGCCAUUAGACAGUGUGUGAACGCCAUAACCCGUAAGUGCGUGACAUGCAGACGAGUCACCGGGAGACCCUACAGUGUCCCUGAUCCACCAACGUUGCCAAAGAUACGAGUUGAAAAUGCACCUCCAUUCACAGUCACAGGUGUUGACUUUACCGGAGCCAUCCAAACUAAGAACAAUACAGGAACCAAAUCAAAGGCAUACAUAUGUCUCUUCACAUGCGCAGCUACACGAGCCAUACAUUUAGAAGUUGUCACCGACCUAUCAGAAUCUACAUUUAUGCAAGCGUUUAGAAGGUUUGUCAGCAGAAAGUCCCUUCCUAAAGUCAUGAUAUCAGACAACGCUACGACAUACCAGUCUGCUGCUACCAGUCUCAGAAAACUGUUCCAGUCUGCAUCUAUUAGAACAUCACUGAGUGAAAUGGGUACAAAAUGGCGAUUUAUACCUAAGAGAGCUCCCUGGUACGGAGGAUUCUGGGAAAGACUCAUUGGCCUGACGAAGGUGACCCUUAAGAAGAUUAUUGGACGAGCGUACGUUACCCUGGAAACCCUUCAAGCCAUCACUACAGAGGCAGAGUGCAUGAUUAACAAUCGACCGCUGACGCACGUUCCAUCCAGUCCAGAUGAUCCUAGACCACUGACCCCAGCACACCUGUUGUAUGGCCGCCAGACGACAUCAUUACCAUAUUCCAACGACAUUGAUGCCACUAACUGUGAUGUAACGUCAGAUCACACAUCACUUACCAAGCGAGCCCGGAUGCAGCAGACGCUAAUAGACCACUUUCGGCGCAGACGGAUGUCCGAGUACCUGACGGCUCUUCGUGAACACCACCAGAAGACAGGAUGUAACGCCCAAACGAUAAAAGUGGGUGACGUUGUACUAAUCCAUGACGACUCUCCGAGAAUACGAUGGAAACUUGGCCUGGUAGACGAGUUACUCACUGGUAUGGACGGGUUAACACGAGCAGUCAAACUUAGAACUACUACAGGUGUGACGUCACGACCAAUCGUGAAGCUAUACCCACUAGAAGUAGGAAGUGUACCCACCACAGACGACAUCACUGACGAUGUGUGA
This is a messenger RNA of Mercenaria mercenaria, 2154 nucleotides long. RefSeq lists its product as uncharacterized. Gene Ontology annotation, biological process: DNA integration. The transcript has a single exon. Gene Ontology annotation, molecular function: nucleic acid binding. The coding region runs from base 1 to 2154 and encodes 717 amino acids. The record is from RefSeq and is a predicted model, not a curated record. Lineage: Eukaryota; Metazoa; Mollusca; Bivalvia; Venerida; Veneridae.